UGGCUUGGCCGGACCACCAUCUCCAGUUAUUCGGAAUGGUUUCAGUGUCUAUGAUCCGCCGCAAUCAUUGAUUUCCAGCCGGCACGCCAACUUUAAUGGCCAGGGUGUGGGUGGGGGCGGCGCAGCAGGUGCAAUAGCAGCCGGUGGCACAGCAACCGGCGUGGGUAUAGCGACCGCUAAUCGCGGACGACUGUCCAUCAGUGCAGCAUCGGGCGGACCACUCAUCGGAUCAUCAUCUCAGUUAACAGGUGGAGCUGGUGCAGCAGGUGCGGGAUUAAGUGCAACGACAGGUGGUGCUAGUGCAGUUUCGGGCUCCACCCUCGGGGAACCAGCGGGCGGAAGUGGAUCGGCGCCCACCAUCGGCGGCACCGCUCCCAUCCAGCCAGGACCCAAGCGACAGGGCAGCUUCUCGAAUGUCUUCUCAAAGCUAAUCGAUGGUAUGCCCGCCGGCACAAUGUUUGCCAAAUUCAAGAGCACCAAUGUGGCCGCCUCCACAGCCACUCAAGCAGUCGCCGAUGGCAAUCCCAUUACGCAGUACUUCGAAAUCGGCAAGCCGGUGGCCUGUGCCGGACCAGAAUUGGUGUGGCGCAUCCAUGAUGCGUAUCGCAAGAGCGACAACAAGGAAUGUUCGGUGUUUAUAUUCGAGAAGAAAAUUGCGGAGAAGCUGCACAAGCCGCGUCGCAAGGAGACCAUAACGGAGCUGCUAAAGAGUUCGGUGAAGACACUGGAGCGCUUCCGCCAUCCGCGGAUACUACAAAUCUAUCACACGGUCGAGGAAAGUGCGGAUACGCUGGCCUUCGCCUCGGAGCCCAUCUUCGCCAGCCUCUCGAAUGUCCUGGCCUUUCACGAGUCGAAAACGUAUGAAGCGACCAACGUGGCGCCGGCGGCGGGUGGAGCAGCUGCGUCCCAGGCGCAGGCGGCGGCGAACACCUUGCCCCAGCGACCGGCCCAUGCCAAGGAAUACAAUUUCUUGGACAUGGAGCUGAAGUACGGCUUUCUCCAGCUGACCGAGGCACUGGCGUAUCUGCACUAUUCCGGUCACGUAAUUCAUCGCAAUGUGUGUCCAUCUUCUAUACUAAUAACCAAGCGCGGUAUCUGGAAGCUGGCCGGCAUGGAAUAUGUGGAGAGAAUGAAUGAGAACGAUUUGAACAGCUCCAUUCCGUGUCCGCCGUGGAGCAAUCGGGUGUCCAAGAUGGCCCAGCCGAAUCUUGACUUUAUGGCUCCCGAAACCCAGUCAACGUCCAAGUGCAGCUUGCUCAGCGACAUGUUCUCGCUGGGAAUGGUGAUCUGUGCGGUCUUCAACAACGGUAGGCCACUGAUUCAGGCCGGUAACUCCACCUCCAACUAUGCCAAGCAAAUGGAAACGCUGGAUGAUCUGGUCCACAAGUUGAUGCCCAGACUGCCAAUUGCCCUGCAGGAGGCCACUUCGCGCAUGGCCAGUCGGGAUGCAACCGCCAGGCCCACCGCCCAACUGCUGCAGCUCAUUAAGUACUUCAUCGAUACGCCCAUAAACGCUUUGAAAUUCCUGGACGUGGUCAACAUGAAGGACACGCAGCAGAAGUCCCAAUUCUACAAGACCACCUUGAUCGAGGCCAUGCCGAUGAUACCACGUAAACUUUGGUGGCAGAACAUCUGGCCCAUGCUCAAGUCCGAGAUCAACAAUAACGAGGUCCUUGCCGCAGUCCUGCAGCCGGUCAUGCUAUUUGUCCAGGAAGCCACGCUCACGGAAUACGACACCCUCAUGUCGGCCACCAUGAAAGUCAUCUACAAUACACCGAAAUCCAUUCAGGCCAGCGUUACAAUACUUGAGAAUUUGCAUUUGAUUAUCGAGAAGACGAAACCGGAGGAUGUCACCACAGAUAUAAUGCCCAUGUUGUUCUACUCCUUCGACGGAUCCACGAUACAAGUGCAGAGCGCCGCCGUGGUGGCCGUGGCCAAUGUGUUUGAUAGCAUCGAUGAGCUCUCCAUCCGCCGCAUGGUGCUGCCCAAGGUGAAGCAGGUGUUCGAGAAGAACAUAACCGAUCCGAAGAUUGUGCAGAACGUGCUGAUGUGCAUCGAACGGGUAAUGGACCGCAUGGAGCGGGCACAGGUCAUGGAUGAGGUUCUACCGCUGCUGGCGAACAUUCGCAUUCCCGAUCCCGAUAUCAUCAUGCGUACUGUGCGCAUCUACCAUAAACUGUUUGUGGACAAAACCUACGGACUGACCGUGGAGACGAUGGCCACCAAUGUGCUGCCCCUGCUCAUUCCGCACACGGUGAAUCCUUCACUCAAUUUCGAGCAAUAUUGCUACCUGCUGGAGGUGCUGCAGCAAAUGCUGGAGGCCAUCGAUCGGCAGCAGAGGAACAAGUUGAAGCUGGACAACCUGUCGAUGGCCUCGCCGGAACGCCACCGCACCCUGCGACACCAGUUCUCCACGGACAACAUGAAUGCGCCACCCUUCAAUAUUCCCAACUUGCGUAUUGAUCAGCGCAAGACGUCCAGUGCCGAGGAUAUGGCCCGCAAAAAUUCUGGCGGCUCCGGCAUGUUGGGCGGCUGGUGGUUCGGCUGCUCUCCCUCGUCGCCCGACAGCAAUUUCCUGCGCGUGGGCAACGUGUUCCCCAACCGGCGACUGUCGGACAACACGCUGAUGACCCCCAAGAUCCGGAUAGCUCCGUCGUGCGCCUCCUCGCCGGGCGGUACUCCUGGCAGCGGGCUGCCGACGCGACGCCACUCGAGCAUUGGGCCGCAGGAGCGGCGGGGAUCCACCAUCAAUUUGUCACCGCCAACUUACGGUGCUCGCGGUAGCUCUGGAUCGAGUCUAUCGGUGCCAUCCACCUCGGUCUAUGUUAAAUCUCCUUUAUUGUACUCCCAAAAACAGGGUGGCUCCAUGCCGAACACAUCCAGCAGUGUGCCGUUCCUGCUGUCAUCCAGCAUGCAGUCGAUAAGGUCGCGCCGCCAGUCCACCGUCCUGUCAUCGGGUCCACUCGGCUCCGGAUCGGGUCUACUGCAGCAGCUGGGAUCCGGAAUGUAUCAACUAUUCUCCGGACGUAACUAAAGAUACAGAAACGCAAUCAGAUAAAUACAUUCAAAAGAAUCCAAUUACUUUUUAAUGCAAUUUCGGUCCAUUUAUGAAACACCAGUAAUCAACUUAUAUUAGCGGUAUAAAUACAUUAUAUGAAAUUAUGAAAAUUGUAAACGUAUACCAAGCGCAAGCAUAACUAAGUAUUUUCAGUCGAAUCUCUAAAUGUUGUUAGCCAAUCAAAUUUGAUGUGACCAAAACAACAUAUUUAAACCCAAAUUAAUUGUAAUUUAUCUAAAAACCAAAGUGUCAAACACAACCCAACACAAUCACCACAAGAACACGAACCAUAUAACAAAAACCAAUGAAACACUAUGCAGAAUGCAAUCAAUUCCUAGAAAUCCUAACUAUUCUCGAAUAUAUAUUUAUUGUGAAUGUGUUUACGCUAGGCAAAAAAAAAAAAACAAAAAUAUGUCAAAUAUAUACCUCUAUGUGUCAUUGAACUCGCCUAUAUCAUCAUAGUUUAUCAUAUAUAUAUAGUUUAGACCAUAUCACACUGCAAAAGAUACAGAAGCAAACAUAUAUUGCCUAUUUAUUUAGCAAACAUCAAUCACAGAUCACUUUUUCGAUGAUAAAUAUAUGCAAUCAACUAAGGGAGAAUCGUGUACCUACAUACAUCGUACCUAGCACCAUAGAAACCAAACUUAUCACAGAGCUUUACAGCAAUCGCAAUCAAAAAUAUAAUAUGAUGAUAUGAUAAUAUGAAUAUGAAUAACCACGAAUACGAAAGGGACGUUUAUUGUUUGGCCAAGAACCUCGAGAGAUCCCGCCUGCGCUUUAUAGUGACGAAUCCCACAUAAAAGCUAUGUAUAUUCUAUACCCAUCAUUCAAUCCAUCAUAUAUACACACUCUGAUCAACCGGAAUAGAUAGCUCCAAAAAAAAGAAAAACACCCAAAACUACUACUAAGGUGAACACACGAAUCCAAUCCAAGGUCCACCGAUCCGAAAUAGAACCAGAGCCAGUAAUUACUGAAGCCGCUGUACCCGAAGGCAAUCUCAAUCUCAAUCUCAAAUCUCAAUCUGAAUCUCACAUUUAUAGUCAAUUUGUAUAGUUGGGCAGCUAUAUGUGGUAAAAGUGUGGUAAAUGGAAAUGGUAAACUCUUGAAACUUUAUACAUAUAGUGAAGACUCAACUGUGUCAUAGAUGUAUUCAUUACGUAAACGGCAAUUAAAGCGAUUAUUAUUAUUGUUGUGCUACGUUUAGCGGAGUAGAAGUGAAACCCGAAAAAAUAUGAAUUUAUAUAUGUAUACAAAAGCAGCAGCAGCAGGACGAACUCUAUCUAGGACACGUUGAAAACUACUCUACUUUAUAUACACAUACUCGAAAUAAUAUGAACAACACUGAACUACACGAACGGGAACGGGACAAUCAAAAUUCAAGCGACACUUAAACUAAUUCUAUAUCAACUAACAAACAAUUGCAAUUUUAAGUUACGUUGUUGUCGUUCGUUGUGUU
Drosophila mauritiana is the source of this 4514-nucleotide messenger RNA. RefSeq names its product SCY1-like protein 2 (gene bma). Gene Ontology annotation, biological process: protein phosphorylation. The transcript has 19 exons. Gene Ontology annotation, molecular function: protein kinase activity; ATP binding. NCBI's taxonomy places the organism in Eukaryota, Metazoa, Arthropoda, Insecta, Diptera, Drosophilidae. The record is from RefSeq and is a predicted model, not a curated record. The coding region runs from base 440 to 3034 and encodes 864 amino acids.